AAACUUUCUUUCCCCUCCUCUGCUGGUUCUUUGGAACUGUCUUCUCUCACAAACGUGCUUUUGGCUGAAAAGAAUAGAUAUUUGAUUUCUCAUUCAGGAUAGCUGCUACUGCUUUGAGGCAACCCUCCAGUGCUUAAGAGCUUAAAAGAUACCCAGGAGAAGGUGCUGGAAGAACAUGAACAACUUGGUUCUAUCUCUUGCUCCUAAAUUUACCAAAUUGCUAACUCUCGUGCUACGCCAAGAAAAUCCGCAGCUUGAGGACACUGCUGUUGAGACGAUUGCGAAAUUCUGUCAUGAUCUGCAGGAUCUGGACCUCAGCAAAAGUUUCAAGCUUGGUGAUCGCUCAUUGUAUGCUUUGUCCCAUGGUUGUCGUAAUCUUACAAAACUUAACAUCAGUGGCUGCACAUCAUUCAGUGAUGAAGGUCUUGAAUAUUUGACUAAAUUUUGUCGAAAACUAAAAAUAUUAAAUCUCUGUGGAUGCAUUAAAGCUACAACUGACUGCGCAUUGCAGGCUAUUGGACAGAACUGCAAUAUGUUGCACUCUUUAAAUCUGGGAUGGUGUGACAACGUUGGUGAUCUAGGAGUUACGAGUCUAGCAUAUGGAUGCCCUGAUCUCAGAUGCCUUGACUUGUGUGGCUGUGUCCGCAUAACAGAUGAUAGCGUGAUUGCUUUGGCGAGUGGAUGUCUCCAUUUGAGGUCGCUUGGUCUGUACUAUUGCCGGAAUAUCACAAACAGGGAAAUGUACUCACUGGCUCACAGCCGAGUGAAGAACAAGGCUUCAAUUUGGCAGCCGAUGAAGGGUAGAUAUGAUGAGGAAGGUCUUAGAAGUCUGAAUAUAAGCCAGUAUACUGCACUGACUCCUUCAGUUGUUCAGGCAUUAUGUGACACGUUCCCCGCUCUUCACACCUGCUCUGGAAGGCAUUCCCUCGUCAUGAGCGGCUACUUGAACUUAACGUCCGUGCAUUGCGCUUGUGCGGUCCAAUCACACCGCACACUAAACAGUAUUCUCCAUACAGCUCAUUGAAAGGGGACGUUAAAUCUAAUGUUGAUAUUGUAAGUAAAUGUACUACAAGGUCUUAGAAAUCUUCAGGCGUUGUGAUCUGGUCUGUUGAGUUGUGAAUUAUGCAGUGUUUCUCUUUCGGAAGCCAAACUUUGCCGUUUUCACAUUGCUUAUGGUCUUAAUGAUGAAUUUGGGACUUUCUCAAUCGUAAAUAUAAAAUUAGU
Molecule: messenger RNA, 1224 nt
Organism: Gossypium raimondii (Peruvian cotton)
Lineage: Eukaryota; Viridiplantae; Streptophyta; Magnoliopsida; Malvales; Malvaceae
Product: F-box protein SKP2A
Exons: 4
Coding region: 176-1024 (282 amino acids)
Biological process (GO): SCF-dependent proteasomal ubiquitin-dependent protein catabolic process
Cellular component (GO): SCF ubiquitin ligase complex
Molecular function (GO): protein binding
Source: RefSeq, a predicted model, not a curated record